Pelmatolapia mariae (spotted tilapia) is the source of this 4431-nucleotide messenger RNA. RefSeq names its product polyribonucleotide nucleotidyltransferase 1, mitochondrial. The coding region runs from base 74 to 2386 and encodes 770 amino acids. Gene Ontology annotation, molecular function: RNA binding; 3'-5'-RNA exonuclease activity; polyribonucleotide nucleotidyltransferase activity. Gene Ontology annotation, biological process: mitochondrial RNA 3'-end processing; mitochondrial mRNA catabolic process. Gene Ontology annotation, cellular component: cytosol; mitochondrion. The record is from RefSeq and is a predicted model, not a curated record. Lineage: Eukaryota; Metazoa; Chordata; Actinopteri; Cichliformes; Cichlidae. The transcript is spliced from 28 exons.
GUAGCCUCCUCGCUCACAUCCCGACUGUAAAGACAAAUUGAGCGCGGAUAUUUUUGUUGUUUACUGGUUAAAUAUGAAGUAUUUGCUCCGGCUGGGGCGCUCAUUCGCCCGCCUUCAUGUUCGGUUAUGUCACCAGAGUGUUUACAGCCGCCAUACUAACGCAUGUAGAGUGGGAGUGGACCUCGGAGAGAAGAAACUUGAAAUCUCUUCAGGGAGGUUUGCCAGAUUUGCUGAUGGAGCUGCUGUAGUACAGCUUGGAGACACCUCUGUGAUGGUGACCGCUGUGAGCAAAACCAAACCUUCUCCGUCUCAGUUCAUGCCGCUUGUGGUGGACUACAGACAGAAAGCUGCAGCUGCCGGUCGGAUUCCCACCAACUACCUGCGGCGAGAGCUGGGCACCACCGACAAUGAGAUCCUCACCAGCAGACUUAUUGAUCGGUCGAUUAGACCUCUUUUCCCUCCUGGUUAUUUCUAUGACACUCAGAUCCUCUGUAACCUGCUAGCAGUCGAUGGCAUCAAUGAUCCAGAUGUGCUGGCUAUUAAUGCAGCUUCUGCUGCCCUGGCCCUGUCUGACAUCCCCUGGCAUGGACCAGUGGGUGCUGUGCGUGUGGGUAUGGUAAAUGGAGAGUUGCUGGUCAACCCCACGAGGGCAGAGAUGGCUUCUAGCAGUCUUAACCUGAUAGUGGCCGGAGCUCCCAGCAGUCAAGUGGUGAUGAUUGAGGCAUCAGCUGAAAACGUGCUGCAGCAGGACUUCUGCCAUGCUGUGAAGGUGGGAGUCAAACACACCCAGCAAAUCAUACAUGCCAUCCAGCAGCUGGCACGAGAGCAGAAGGUGACUAAGCGCGCCCCCGUCAAGAUGUUUUCACCCCCGACUGACAUGGUGGAACAUGUUCGGAGAUUAGCUUCUGAGAGGAUCUACGCUGUUUUUACCGAUUAUACUCAUGACAAGAUUUCGAGAGAUGAAGCAAUCAACAAAGUUCGGCUGGAAACUGAAGAGGAACUUAAAGAAAAAUUCCCUCAGGCCGAGCCUUUUGAAGUCAUUGAAUCCUUUAACACUUUGAGCAAGGAAAUCUUCCGCAAUCUAGUGCUCAAUGAGUACAGGAGGUGUGAUGGAAGAGAGCUGACUGGUUUAAGAAACAUUUCAUGUGAUGUAGAUCUAUUUAAACCGCUGCAUGGCUCGGCUCUGUUUCAAAGAGGACAAACACAGGUGCUGUGCAGUGUCACAUUUGAUUCCCUGGAGUCCAGCAUCAAAACAGAUAUUAUCACUACAGCUUUAAGUGGCAUCAAAGACAAAAACUUUAUGCUUCAUUAUGAAUUCCCCCCAUAUGCAACCAAUGAGACUGGAAAGAUGGGAGGCCUCAACAGGCGAGAGCUUGGACAUGGAGCUCUGGCCGAGAAGGCUCUGAGACCAGUCAUUCCUAAAGACUUCCCUUUCACCAUCAGGGUCACUGCUGAGGUGUUAGAGUCAAAUGGAUCCUCCUCUAUGGCUUCAGCGUGUGGAGGCAGCCUCGCUCUUAUGGAUGCAGGUGUGCCCAUCUCUUCUGCUGUGGCAGGUGUAGCCAUUGGUCUCAUCUCCAAGGCUAACCCAGAAAAACCUGCUGAGAUAGAAGACUACAGACUAUUAACAGACAUUCUGGGAAUAGAGGAUUACCUGGGAGAUAUGGACUUCAAACUGGCAGGAACAAACAAGGGUAUCACUGCUUUACAGGCUGAUGUGAAGAUUCCUGGGUUGCCACUGAAGGUGGUCAUGGAGGCAAUCCAACAGGCCACAGUGGCAAAGAGGGAAAUCUUGGGCAUUAUGAACAAAUGCAUAGCAAAACCCAGAGAGAGCAGGAAAGAGAAUGGACCUGUUGUUGAAAAUGUCCGGGUACCUGUCUCAAGGCGAGCUCGCUUUGUUGGCCCUGGAGGCUACAACCUCCGCAGGCUUCAAGCUCAAACAGGUGUGACGAUAAGUCAGGUAGACGAGGAGACUUUUUCCGUGUUCGCUCCAACACCAGGAGCCAUGAACGAAGCCCAACACUUCAUCAGCGAGAUCUGCAAAGACGAUCAAGAACAGCAGCUGGAGUUUGGUGCUAUCUACACUGCCACCAUCACAGAAAUAAGGGACAUUGGCGUGAUGGUGAAACUUUAUCCCAACAUGACUCCUGUCCUGCUGCACAACUCCCAGCUGGACCACAAACGGAUCAAACAUCCGACUGCUUUGGGUUUAGAGGUGGGACAGGAGAUACAGGUCAAGUAUUUUGGACGGGACCCAACAGAUGGCAGAAUGAGGCUUUCGCGGAAGGUGCUCCAGUCUACUGCUACAAGCGUCGUAAAGAGACUGAAUGACAAACAAAGCAUCUCCAUGGGUUCAAGCGACAUGCAGACGUCCAGUACAGAUUCGUGACACUCCCCCAUGAUUGCCUAACUUCUGGCUUUUCUGUCAGAGUAGACUUGGACUGAGUCAACUUUCCCUUUUCAAACAACAGAUCUUGUUAUGAACUAUACAUAAAGAAGGUUACUCCGCUGCUGAGAGUAUGGAUGUGGCAAAAAUGCUGCUGACAUCAUGACUCGGAGAAUUUGCACAAACAAACGGAUAAGACGAGGAGGCAAACAUUUUCAAAAAUACAAGUGUCUACCCAUUUUCAUGCUCUGUUGUUUGACUGUAUCAAAGUCAUAAGAUUUUUCUUUCAUUACACAACAACAGUGCUUCUGUCAUUCACAUGUGUGAUAAUGUUGCCUCUUGAGGCAUAUUUGGUAUCUGCUGUAGCAGUGUGUCCACUAAAGAAAAGAAAGGCAAGUGGGUGACGUGUUAGAGAGAGGUGUUUUCUUAAUCUUUAUAUGGUGUCGCAUUUAUAUUAUAUGUGAGUAACUAAAAUGUAAAUAAAAAACCAGCCACAGGUGGGCCACAUGCCAGUGUACUCCUAGUGCUGUUACCAACCAUGGAUAAAUAGGUCAGGAAGGGGAUCCGAUGUAAAAUCUUCAAAUCUUCAUAUGUGGCUCAUCAAGAAUGAACGACUACCAAUGGUGCUGUUGACCAGCAGGGUGCUGGUGGAAACUGCUGUGCAAGGACAAAGAAAGAGGAAAGAGGGAGGCAGCAGGAGAGAAGGAAAGGUUUGUAAAUGAGAGUUAGGACUUUCUAUGUUGGGAUUAUGGAGACGCCUGAGAGGAGGAAAAGAGAAGCUUCAUUGAUGUAGAGAAGGAGGACCUGCAGAGAGCUUGUGUGGUAGAGAAGGAUGUAAGGGAGAGGGUGAGGUGAAGGCAGAUGAUCCACUAUGGCAACAACUAAAAGGAGUAGCAGUAUGGAGACGUAAUAUGUAAAUAAAGUCAGUAAUGAUUGCCUUAUUUAUGUCUUUAAAUCAACAAAACACCUUCCAACUAUGCCAGAAUGUACUGAGUCCAUGCAUGUAACAUUUUCUUCAUAAAAAGCUGAUUUAAAUCCAUGUUUCAGUGGCCACAUGCAGGCACACAAGUACUGCCUCAGCGUGUUUAAAAAAAGACAGUUGCUUCACAAUAGGAAAGGUUCAUCCAGUGGGUCCUUAAAAGAAACUGAAUGGUGGAGAUGAUAACGUCAUUUAUCAACAUUUAUUUAAAACAAUUUAUUGCAUAAUAUUGGACAGGGAAAGAUCUAAUAACUCUUUGGAGUCUCACAGAAGAAUUAAGUGUUUCUCUGUUCAGCCUUAAUCUAAGAGUGUUAGUAGUAAUGUGUAGGGUUGCAUCAGGAAGGGCCUACAGAUCUGGAGGGAGGAGGAAUGAAAGUCAGUAGAAGCAAGACAGAAUACAUGUGUAUGAGUUUAAAUACCUCGGGGCUACCAUCCAAAACAACGGACAGUGCACAGGACAGUAUAGGCAGGGUGGAGUGACUGUCGAGGUAAUUUGUGGAUAUAUUGGACAAAGGAUGUUGAAGAUGGAGCUUGCCAGGCAGGAGGACCAGAGGAUAACCUCCGAGAAGAUUCAUGGAUGCAGAGGAAGGUUGGUGUGGCAGAGGAAGGUUGGUGUGACAGAGGAGGAUGGACUGAGAUGGAGGCAGAUGAUCCUCUGUGGCUCAUCUUUCUCUGCAGAAUAGUUUAAAUUCAGUCAUGUUGGGAGGUUUUUUGAACAUGAACGGCCUGUUUAAGGUCAUGCGUCUAAUUUAGGUCCCAACUUUGAAUAGACCAAUCCCAAACCUUUGUUUUGUUUUUGUUUUUUUGAGACAUUCAGUGAAGUUUUGGUGUUUUGGAUCAUUGUCUUGCCGCAUAACCCAAGUCUGCUAAAAUUUCAGAUGGCUGGACAUUCUCAUUCAGGAUUUUCUGGUAGAGGACAGACUUCACUGUUCCAUCAGCUGCAUAAAGCAGCAAACCAGCCCCAGACCAUCACACUACCGUCACCAUGUUUGACUGUUGCUUUGAUAUUCUUUUAAUUAAAUGUUAGUUUUACUUACCAAAAAGUUAAUCUUUUGUCUCAUUAGUCUGA